UUUUUUGUUUUUAUUUGCAAAAAGUGACCAGUGCAGCCUACUAUCAAAAUAACAAUUUAUUUGGAAAUUUAACCAGCUAGAAUCGAUCUACUUAUCGCAUUACUUCGAUCUGCCACAUACAUCCAUCUCGCAAGCAGCUGAAGCUUUUCAUUUUUCAUUAAAUUUACUCGAAGAACAUCAUGGCAGCACAGUGGGUUGGCUACACGGUUGCGAUCAACUGCGGCUCGGUUCUUGGCACUUUCAAAGGUGUUAUCGCCAAAGUUGAGGCCAGUGACCAGAGCAUCACCCUGAGAAAUGCAGACAGAAACGGAGUGCCGUGCACUUCGCGAGAAAUCACUAUCAGGGCAACUGACAUCAAAGACCUGGAGAUUUUGCAGAAGUCUUUCCCACAAGAUCAAGCCCAGGCUCCACCUCCUCAGCCCUUUCAGAAUGGACAGGUUAAAUCUGCUUUUCACGCUGCGGCCCCGCAUUCUUCGCACGACGGAAUGUUGCGGGACUUGCAGGCUUUGUCUUUGUCACCUAUAAGGCGUGAAAUCCCCAUCAAACUUCGGCCAGGAUCAAGUGGUCGAUGCCUCUUUCCUGACGGCUUCCGCUCUCCCAGCAAAAAAGAUAGGCACUUUAAACAAAGGGACGUUGCAGCAUUUGGGUCACCUAUUGACAACGCUGUUCUAGAGGAGGACUUUGACUUUGAAAAAAAUCUAGCCCUCUUCAACAAACAAGCCGAGUAUGAAAUGAUUAACCAACAAAGCAGCAGACCUGAUUUGGUGAAACAAGCAGAGACACCUCAGAAGUACCGUCACGAUGAAAAUGUCCUCGAAGCGACUCCUGCCAAGUACAGGCAGAUAAAAGUUCCAGGCAACAUCUCCCUUGAAUAUGUGACAGACUCUGGUUUGGUGGUGCCUUCGAUUUCGAUUUCUCUGCGCAAUCAACUUUUGGGACUAUCUGAGAGACUAGGAGUCACAAUUGAACGACAAGCUGAACUGAUGGGAAGAGCGGCGACCGAAAUCGCAUUGCAGCUUCUGGGAGGAGGUCACAGACUGAAUCCUCGAAACGCCCAUCAACUUCCAAAUGUGGUCGUCUUCUGUGGUAGUCAGAGGAGUGCCGUUCUAGGUGCCAACUGUGCCAGACAACUUUCCAGCCACGGCAUACCUGUCCAGGUUGUCAUCCCUGAGUCAGGAAUCUCAUCGGAACUCUACAGAGAACUCUCCAUGUUUAGACUGACCAAGAACCCUGUUCUCACAAACAUGCAAGGCUUAACUGGAAAAACUGCCGAUCUGAUCAUCGUGGCCAUUGAUGACCCGCAAAUGGACGAUUUUCCCAACAAGCCUCAGCCUGAUUGGCUUCCCUUUGCCAUCGACUGGAUCAAGAGCAGCCGAGCACCAGUGAUGGGUCUGGACCCUCCCCCGCAAGGCACUGGGGUUGAACUCAAGUUGUCCCUGGUGGGUUCCCUUCCUCUGGCCCACAGUCCAAACAACGGGAACUUAUACCUCUGCAACAUGGCACUUCCAGUUUCUAUUUAUCAAGAACUGGGGAUCACCUACAAAUCACCGUUUGGUCCCAAGUUCUUCAUUCCCAUCCAUCAGAAGUCAUAAAUGAAUUUUACAUCUUGAGGCUGAAUCGAUAACAUCUAGAAAUUUUGUAUUACGUAUUGUGUUCUGCCUCGAACUAUUUAUUUUUAAUGUGUCAAAAAUAAAUUAAACCAAGUGUUACGAAUUUUAUUCAUUUUUUUUUUAUCUUUCAACAAAAAUUUCUUUAAAUAUAUAUUUUUGACAAGGAAAUUUAAAUCUGAAA
Messenger RNA from Neocloeon triangulifer, 1791 nucleotides. Its product is annotated as enhancer of mRNA-decapping protein 3-like. Gene Ontology annotation, molecular function: mRNA binding. The coding region runs from base 180 to 1592 and encodes 470 amino acids. NCBI's taxonomy places the organism in Eukaryota, Metazoa, Arthropoda, Insecta, Ephemeroptera, Baetidae. The record is from RefSeq and is a predicted model, not a curated record. Gene Ontology annotation, cellular component: P-body. Gene Ontology annotation, biological process: P-body assembly; deadenylation-independent decapping of nuclear-transcribed mRNA. The transcript has 7 exons.